Messenger RNA from Lactuca virosa, 2818 nucleotides. NCBI's taxonomy places the organism in Eukaryota, Viridiplantae, Streptophyta, Magnoliopsida, Asterales, Asteraceae. The record is from the annotation of a GenBank genome assembly.
UAAAAUCCGGACCUCAUUUUAGCAUUUUAGAGGUCCAGACCCGGGCCUUUGCCCCUUGUCACCACACCACACAGCCUUCGUCUUUCUCUUAGCUGCGAUUUUGAGAAAAUUUUGGAGCUCCUCUCUCCUCUCCCUGUCUCUCAAAUCUGUCAAUUUUUACUGCCUUCUGAUUUUCUCUCUUUCUCUCCCCUCUCCCUCUCUCUCUGCAAUAUCCAAAACAUAGGGUUUUUGUUGGAUUUGUUCCCAAAGUUUUUGACGCGCAACCGUCAAUCUGGGACUCAUCUUCAUACGUUCUAUUUCCUAGGGUUUGUAGAUCCAAGCGAGUUAUAAUUCAUCAUGUUUUGGAAACUUACAGCUCUAUCUGCUUCUUCACCUGUCGAGUCAGUCUUGGACAAGGAAAAUUUCACAUUGGAAGAGCUCUUGGAUGAAGAAGAUAUUAUUCAAGAAUGCAAAGCAUUGAAUAGCCGUCUCAUUAAUUUCUUGCGAGACAGAGCCCAAGUUGAACAACUAUUGCAGUAUAUCAUAGUAGAGUCUCAAGAGGAUGCUGAUAGCAAACGUACAUUCAAGUUUCCCUUCAUUGCUUGUGAGAUAUUCACAUGUGAGAUUGAUGUAAUCUUCAAAGCUUUAGUUGAGGACGAGGAGCUAAUGAAUUUACUUUUCUCCUUCUUGGAGCCAACACGUCCACAUAGUGCCUUGUUGGCCGGGUACUUCAGUAAGGUUGUGAUAUGUCUCAUGGUACGCAAGACGGUUCCACUUAUGAAUUAUGUUCAAGCCCAUCAAUAUGUUUUCCAGCAGCUAGUGGAUUUAAUAGGAAUUACAUCAAUAAAGGAGGUGUUGGUGAGACUUGUUGGAGGUGAUGAUCAUAUGUAUCCCAAUUAUGCAGAAGUCAUGCAAUGGUUGGCAGACAGCAAUUUGUUAGAAAUGAUUGUGGAUAAACUGAAUCCAUCUGCUCCUCCUGAAGUACAUGCUAAUGCAGCCGAAACUUUAUGUGCUAUAACCCGAAGUGCUCCAUCUCCACUUGCCUCUAAGCUUUCAAGCUCAAGUUACGUUACAAGGAUAUUUGGUCACGCAUUGGAAGACUCACAUUCAAAAUCAGGACUUGUCCACUCAUUAUCUGUGUGCAUAUCCUUAUUAGAUCCUAAAAAAUCAGCCCCUUCAUCUUUAUUCAAUUCUUUUCGAGGUCAACACAUGUAUGAAUCACCCGUACAAGUCAACCAGGAGACUGUAGGUGCAAUGCUUCCAAAACUAGGUGACUUGUUGAUGUUAUUGAAUGUGUCGCUGGAUGAUAAAGUUUUACCUACUUCAUAUGGGGAAUUGAAGCCUCCUCUAGGCAAGCAUCGUUUAAAGACUGUGGAGUUCAUAGCAGUUUUACUGAAAACCGGAAAUCAAACUGCAGAAAAGGAAUUAAUCGCAUCUGGAACUAUUCAAAGAGUUCUUGAUCUUUUCUUUGAGUACCCAUUUAAUAAUGGUUUACAUCAUCAUGUUGAAAGCAUAUUAUAUUCCUGCUUAGAAAGUAGAAAUGACACCAUCAUGGAUCAUCUAUUUCAAGACUGUUCUCUGAUAACAAAGAUCCAGCAAGCAGAUAAUUAUCCCACCCUUAAUCAGCCAACAUUGGUGGCUUCGGGAAGAAAUCCACCUCGAGUUGGAAACCUAGGACACGUGACACGUAUUGCCAAUAAAAUCAUCCAGCUGGCAAACAGUGAUAGCCGUAUCCAGACACACAUGAAGGAAAGUAGUGAAUGGAGCGAAUGGCAGAGUACAGUUCUACAGGAACGUAACAUGGUUGAAAAUGUGUACCGAUGGGCUUGCGGGCGGCCAUCUGCACUGCAAGAGAGAAGUAGGGACAGUGAUGAAGAUGAGAUUCAUGACAGAGACUAUGACGUUGCUGCUUUAGCAAAUAAUCUAAGUCAAGCAUUUCGAUACAACAUAUACGACGACGACAAUGAAGAAACUCAAGAGGGUCACGGAACUCUUAAUCGAGACAACGAGGAUGGUUACUUUGAUGAUGAAUCGGCUGAAGUUGUGAUAUCAUCGUUGAGGUUAGGUGAUGGUGAUGAAGAAGGCAGUCUGUUUACAAAUUCAAAUUGGUUUGCUUUUGAAGAGGAGAGAAUGAGAAUGGGUGAGGGUGAGGGGCCUACCUCACAUUCUGAAGCAAUGGAUGAGAUCAAUUUGAAUGGCAGUGGAAGUGGCACAUCUAACAGCAGUGAUGAUGGAGAUAAAAAAAAUCCGUUUAUUGAAGAGGAGAAUGUAAUAAACGGAGAUUUGAAAAAUGAUAAGGAGAAGGAGAAGGAGAAGGAGGAGGAUCUGUUUGCAGAUAGGCCGAUGCCAGAAUGGGUUUCAGGAGGAGGAGGGGUGAAUCCGUUUCUGGAUUACGAAAAUACCUCUGUAGCAAAUGCAAAUGCAAAUGCAAAUGCAAAUGGGUCAAGCCAAAAGGAAAAGGAAAAGGAAAAGGCUGGUGGUUUGUUUGAAGAAGAUGUGGAGUUUGUAGGGGUAGAAUUGGAAUUGGAAGUGGAAGGGAGUGAAAAGGCCAUGGAUGGGGCUCUUAAGGAGGGGAUUGUUGGGGAAGCAGGGCCUUUGAAAAAGCAGGAGGUGAUUCCUGGACCUGAAAAAGAGGAAAAAAAUGAGUUGAAGAAGGAUUUUAAUGAUUCAAACUACUGGAGGGUUGACCCUGACCCCAACCUUAAACCUUGAUGUUUCUGAGUGAUCCAUUCCAGGAGGGUUCACCAAAGCAACACAUGAACGAAUGAAUGAAUGGAUGUACAGAGUGAGUACCGAGUAGAAUAUAAUUUUGUUUCAGAGUUGAGAGAUGAGUUGGGUG